Molecule: messenger RNA, 1472 nt
Organism: Hemiscyllium ocellatum (epaulette shark)
Lineage: Eukaryota; Metazoa; Chordata; Chondrichthyes; Orectolobiformes; Hemiscylliidae
Product: protein phosphatase 1 regulatory subunit 15B-like
Exons: 3
Coding region: 267-1202 (311 amino acids)
Biological process (GO): response to endoplasmic reticulum stress
Cellular component (GO): protein phosphatase type 1 complex; endoplasmic reticulum
Molecular function (GO): protein phosphatase regulator activity
Source: RefSeq, a predicted model, not a curated record
AGGUAGAGAGGCCGCGGAGAUCCGGGAGGAUGGAGCCGGGGAGAGCGACAGCGACAGCGGCCCCGACGCUGAGUAUGGUCCCCGCCCGCAGCCCGAGCCCCAAAGGCCGGAGCCAGCACCUUCAGGAAGCCGCUGGAGAGCGUCUGAGAGCGGCAGCCUCAGUUGAAUCUCGGGCUCGGUGGGCAGUACACUGACCCAGUCUACAGCUUCCCCCUUUGGGACUCCCCACAUUGUGUCUGUACAAACUGCUGGGGAUUGAGAGAGAGAUGGUGCGUAGCAGCAGCCUCCUUUACCCACUGUCCAGUGAGGGGUCAGCCCUGCAGAGAAAGACCACCAUUCCUGAGGACCCCCUACCCCUGAGGAUGGAAGCCUUGCCAGUUCACCUGGUCAUUCUCCCUGCAGCCACUGCCCAGGUGGCUGGGGGAGGUCAGAGGGACUCAGUGCCCACUUGUACCAAUCCACAUGUCCAGUCAAUUAUUGUACCGAUGGAGCCAACUGGGCAAUCGAUGGAGGACGAUGAUUGGCUCAGUGACUCCGAGGAUGAUGCUGUGUCCAGUGAGUGGUCUGUCGAUGGUGAAGAUGAUUGUUCUGAUUACAAACAAAGUGACGAAAGUGAAGCUGAUGAGCUUUGGAACUCCUUUUUUGACCCUGAUCCUUACAAUCCCAUGAAUUUUUCAGCCCUGACCUGGCAGCAGAGCAGAGGAACUAAUAAACAGAAUUAUAAUGACUCAAAGCCCUGUGAUGCUCAAGAGGCUGAGAAUAAUACUGACUCAUUUGAUCAAAAUACUGAUCUCUCUAAGUCACGGAGUGUCUCUGUCUAUCUGGCCACACAUCAAUCCACUGAUAGCAGAGAGAACAGAGACCAAAGUACUGAGCUACCAGAGGAGGCGAAUGUACCUGGUCCUGGUUCAAAACCACUCCCACUCAACAAUGAAGACUGUUCCAUCCCAAGUGUGAAACCAAAAACAUCCAAAUCAGAUGGAAAAACUGUCAAAAAGGUUCGAUUCUCUCCUGUGGUAACAGUACAUCCAAUGAUUACAUGGGAUUUUGCCUAUCGAGCUGCUCGAAAGGGUCCUUGGGAACAGUACGCACGGGACCGCAGUAGAUUCCAGCGUAGGAUUGCUGAAGCAGAAGCUGUGAUCAGCCCCUGUUUCAAUCCGGGUCACAGGAACGGUGUGUGGAAUAAGCUAGCUGGAGUUUAAACAAUCCUGCACUAUACAGGAAGGAAGUACCAGAGUUAAUAUAUCCUCCUUGUGUUGGAACUGUGCACUGAGAUACCAGUCAAUGGAAAUGUGACUUUAUUAAGGCUCUAAGUUAAUUAUUUAUAACUUAUAAAAACACUGCCAAUGCAAAAUAAUUCUCUCACUAUGGCUUUUUGUAUAGUCAGCAGUUUUGUGUUCACCUGUACUUACAAAUGUCUGUCACUGGAUAAAGAUUAAAUGUUUUUAAUAAAUGUUCUUGUACUUAACUGA